CGGGCGCGUGCGGUCUGAUGGCCCUCAACGCGUCCCCUCAGCGCCUCGGUGCUUUUCUAGGGAGAACCGUUAAACUCACCUUAAAAUGCGGCGUUUUUCAGGGCAUCCUGCAGCACGUCAGCCCCGAGCGGAGCCUCCUCCUGCGGGCAGUGAAGAACUUGGAAACUGGCAGAAGCACUCCAGGAGUAAAGAUGUUUUUUGACUGUGAAAUACUCAAUGUGGAAUUGCUGGAUGAACCAGAUUCAGGGGAGGGAACAGGAAUGCUCUCUGAAUGCACUUCAGCUGUUGAAGGGAACGAACAAGCAGACACGCGACCAGCAGAUCGUGGCCCAUGGAGUUCUCCUUGUGCUUCCCCAGAGAGACAGCUCAGACCCUCAAAUACCUUAAAAUACUCCCUCUCAGAGAAGAGGGAAGAAGAGAAUGUGGAGUACGCAGUUAUUGAUUGUUUCCAGCAGAAAUUUGCCCCAGCAGUGCUGCACCUAAAACGGCAAUGUGUCAUCAGUAUAGCAGGAGAAGGUGUUAAUUUGUGUCGUCAUGGAAAACUCUCUUGGCUUGAGAUAGCAACAGAGAGCUGCAUUUUUCUAUUUGAUAUCUUCCUUCUGGGACCUCAGGCUUUCAAAAAUGGAUUACAAAUGGUGCUGGAAGAUAAGAACAUUGUGAAGGUCAUGCAUGACUGCCGCUGGAUCUCCGACUGCCUCUUUCACCAGUAUGGUGUCCUUCUCUUCAAUGUCUUUGAUACACAGGUUGCUGAUGCUCUGCACUUCUCCGUGGCAACAGGCGGCUUCCUUCCACACCGUGUCUGCACAUUACAGGAGUGUGUGAUGCAGCACUUGAAGAUACCUUCCAAAGGGGAUGCCAUCAUGAAGUGCAGGCAGCAGAUGGCUUCAGAGAAUCCUGACAUAUGGUUCUUGAGACCGUUUCCAGCUUCUCUGUGUAAAGCACUUGCUCUGAAGGCUAGGUACCUUCUGCUGCUCCACUCAUCUUUAAUGGAGAACUUGAUGUCUGACCUAACAGCUGUAGUACAUGAUUAUUUAAAUGUUUAUCGGACUAGGUCUGAACAUCACCUUCGGAGCACAAAGCCCACUUGCAUGGAGCUGCCAGAGGAGCUGCGUCAGCUGGCAAAGGUCCAGAAGCUGCGAAGGGAGAAAGCAGUAAAAGACUAUGGAAUGAAUGAGGAUGGUCUUUUGAUCAGACCAGCCAUGGAAUUAAGAGAGAGAAAUGAUCCACAGAAGAAUGGAAACUACAAAGGUGACAGGGAUUGCCUUCCCACAAAUAAAGUGGUGUCUGAAAUGACAUCCUUCUACAAUCAGGAUGUAGUUUGUCAAGAAAAGCUUGAAAAUCAAAAUCAGGUGGUAGAUCUGUGGAAGAAUCUCAGACCAACCUCAAGCUGGCUGUAAGAACCUAAUUUAUGCUACAGGUGACUUGGUGAGCUUAUACUGGGUAUCCAAAUGAAAAAAGGGGCUAUUCCCCAUGCAGAAGUGUCAGACAAAGGCUCAUUUCUUUACAAUGACAGGUAAACCCAUUAUUUAAUGGAAACAGUGAUGUUUUUUCUUUAGAAGGCAAUUCUUUCUGUGUCUGAUGUUCUUCUUGAGGUCUAUUUUUGAGAUCCAUUUUUUUCAAGAGCGAUUUUUAAAUUUUGAAACAGUGACUUUUGUUUUUCUUGCAUUGUUAUCAGACCAAUGUCUUAAAUUGUAUUGGUUCUUUUGUUACCUGUUGCAGGUAUGCCGAAGUCUCAUUCAAUCUACAUAUGUAAACAGGGGAACUUAGAAAAUGCCUGUUCAUUGAGAUUAGAAGGGGUUUUCUUGGAAAAAUGAAUAAACCUUCUGGCCAACCCACGUGGGCUUGGUUUAUAUACAGAUAAGUCUCUUGGCAUAGCUAUACAACAGUCUGUCAUAGGAAAGUGAAAAAGAUCACACCCUAAUGAACCACUGUGCUGGCAAAACCAGCAAAGAGGUAUACUAAUAGAAAGGACAUUUCUGCCAAGUCAGAGUUAUUUUAGGCUAACUGAGAGAAGAAGCUUCCUGGUGAAAGUUGUACGCCACUGUUGUCAGCACUGCUGUAUCAGACUUGUGUAGACAAGGCUGUAACAGUGAUGUGGUGUGUGUAUAUCAACAAGUGUGUAUAAAGGGGGAAAAAAAAGCAGUUAAAAUAGUUUAAAAGAUGUAUAGCAUCCCCCCUCCUCCCCCCCCCCCCCAAGCAAAAUAAGAUCUAAAGGCAAAACUAGUUUACUUCCAGUAUACUUGCUUUGGCUGAUAUUCCCUAAAAGUAAAGCUCCUCCAACUGAUAAUACUAUUGUACCACAUGACAAAAUUAACGCAGGCCAUGCCCGAGUCUUGGAACAUUUUUUUUGGCAUCUCACUAUAUUUGACUUGCAAGCAUGGGACCGUUGAAAAUUCUUUGCUUUUGAAAUUCUGAAUUUAUGCAUGUUUAUGUAUUUAAAUACAUGCAAAA
Tyto alba (common barn owl) is the source of this 2451-nucleotide messenger RNA. RefSeq names its product exonuclease 3'-5' domain containing 1 (gene EXD1). Gene Ontology annotation, biological process: nucleobase-containing compound metabolic process. The record is from RefSeq and is a predicted model, not a curated record. The transcript has 11 exons. Lineage: Eukaryota; Metazoa; Chordata; Aves; Strigiformes; Tytonidae. Bases 18 to 1397 code for a protein of 459 amino acids. Gene Ontology annotation, molecular function: nucleic acid binding; 3'-5' exonuclease activity.